Trematomus bernacchii (emerald rockcod) is the source of this 2923-nucleotide messenger RNA. RefSeq names its product RAR-related orphan receptor C (gene rorc). Gene Ontology annotation, cellular component: nucleus. Bases 325 to 1836 code for a protein of 503 amino acids. The transcript has 13 exons. Gene Ontology annotation, biological process: regulation of transcription by RNA polymerase II. Gene Ontology annotation, molecular function: RNA polymerase II cis-regulatory region sequence-specific DNA binding; zinc ion binding; nuclear receptor activity. Lineage: Eukaryota; Metazoa; Chordata; Actinopteri; Perciformes; Nototheniidae. The record is from RefSeq and is a predicted model, not a curated record.
CGGCUUGUGAACGGCCGGCCGGUCCAGCUGCACUUUCCCCUCUGCUGCUGCUGCCUCGGGGGGAAUUACAUUAUUUCAAAAAUAACCACACAAGAGGAGGUGUACUUUCGAACAAAAAGGGAGGCUGACAGAGAGGGCUAACAAGAUGACGACCGAGUUCUGGGUCCCACUGUAAGGACAGGAAGGAGGCGAGAUGGCAGUGCAUGUUUUCAAAUGCCUGCGCCGGCCCGGGCGCUAGAGCAACCAACAGGGGUUUGUGGUUUGUGUGUGUGUCUGUGAGAGAGGUGAGUGUGUAGGACCACCCAGUGUUUUGACAGGAGAGUUAUGGAAUAUGAGGAGCUCGACGUGCCCCCCACUGACAACCCCAUCAAAAGAGAAGGAGCCGUGUCCAAGAAGACUCAUUUGACCCAGAUUGAAAUUAUUCCAUGUAAGAUCUGUGGGGAUAAGUCCUCUGGAGUCCAUUAUGGAGUCAUCACUUGUGAGGGCUGCAAGGGGUUCUUCCGGCGCAGCCAGUUGCCCACUGUCUCCUACUCCUGCUCCAGGCAGAACAACUGUCAGAUCGACCGGGCCAGCCGCAACCGCUGCCAACACUGCCGCCUGCAGAAGUGCUUAGCACAGGGCAUGAGCAGAGAUGCUGUGAAAUUCGGGCGGAUGUCCAAACGUCAGCGGGACUCUCUGAUAGCUGAAGUGGAGCGGCACCGGCAGCAGCAGCAGCAGCAGCUCCAGGAAGACGCCCCGUCUCUCUUGUCCUUCCCCACCAAGGCCCGUCCAGACCGCUCAGCGCAGCUCCUUCAGCCCAUGGCCUCCGCCUACUCCUUCAGCGGGGAUUCCGAGCUGCUGUCUUACACCGCUGAUGUCCACCCUUACCUGAUGUGCUCCCCCAACGAGUCCCAGGUGUCUGGUAUGAUCUACCGAGGCUCCGCUGUGUCCCCCACCUUGAGAUCCCAGGGGAGGGGAGACAACAGCGGACACCCUGAGAUAAGAGGAUUUGACUCCAGACAGCCGCCUCAUGAUCUGGUGGCGAUUCACCCCUACAGUCCUCUGGAGGAUCCUUACAGCCUCUAUCCUCACUCUCUGAGAAACGUCGAUGAGCUGUGUGCCAGCAUUGUGCGCUCCCACAGAGAGACCACUCAGUACAGGGUGGAGGAGCUGCAGGCUCUCAGAUGGAAAGUGCUCAGCAGAGAGGAGAUCCAAGUCUACCAGAGCAAAUCGGUGGAUGAGAUGUGGCAGCACUGUGCCAUCCGACUGACUGAUGCCGUGCAGUACGUGGUGGAGUUUGCGAAACACAUCCCAGGUUUUCGUAUGCUCAGCCAGAACGACCAGAUUGCUCUCCUGAAGACCGGCUCCAUGGAGGUGGUUCUAGUCCGGAUGUGUCGCUACUUCAACACAGAGAACAACACCGUCUUUUUCGAUGGGAAAUUCGCUGGAGUUGAAGUCUUCAAGUCUCUGGCAUGUGGUGAUUUAAUCGCAGCAGUGUUUGACUUCGCUCAUGAUAUGUGUGCUCUAAAGCUCACUGAGCAGCAGAUCGCUCUCUUCAGUGCUCUGGUGCUGAUCAACACAGAGCGUCCAUGUCUGGAGGACAGAAGCAGAGUUCAGCGAGUGCAAAGAAGCGUGGAGUUUGGACUCACACACAUUCUUCACCGAGACAACCAAGAAAGUCUAAUGCACAAGCUGUACCAGAGGAUGGCAGUGCUGCGUUCACUGUGCAGUCUGCACAUGGAGAAGCUGCGCUGGUUCAGUCAGCGUUACCCACUCACCGCGCACUCUCUGUUCCCUCCUCUCUACAAGGAGCUGUUCGCCUGUGAGGCCGAGCUGCUGCCGGGAACCACUCACUGAUGAUUCACUCGAACAUGCAAAGACACACACUUAUUUUAAGUCUCUUCUUUACUUACUGACAGAAUCUAUUUUUCUAAUAAUUAUAAUAAUAAAUGAGAAAAAAGCACCGUAAUCUUAACUUGUUUAGUACUGUAUUUUAUGAAUUCCAGCAGAGUUUUUUGAUAGAUUGCACCAGACAGAAAUAUUAAUAUUUUCAUAGUUUAAAAGUAUUUUAUUAUUACAGGGACACAUGCGUUUUGUUGUUGUUUGACGGUACAUUGUCAGAGGGGUCCAGAAUUAAUUUUCUCUGCUACCAUGAGUUACAGUGCAUCUGGAUACAUACAUUUUAAAAAGCAGAACACCUUUCAUUGUCAUCUGAAGUUUCAAAUGCUAGUUCAGAAUAUUGAAAGUACGACUGUUUAUGUAUGUGCUAAAUAUGUCCGAACAGAGACACAUAAGGAAGCUGAUGAAGGUUUAUGUUUUUUUCCAAUUUUCUCUGAUGUUCAGAAGUGACAACCAGUUUCUAAUUGGCCAGAGGUGCUCUCUCAGUCUUUCAUGAGCCUGUAAAAAAACCUUCCUUCACAUACCACACACACAUUUGAAGGUUAAUAUAGUGCGUAACAAGUAGCCCUACAAAUAAUGAAAUAUUGGUGUGUGACAAUUACAUACAGAGUGUUAAACACACCCAGAAAACAGAGACAACCUGCCUUGUUUCUGUAGAGAGAUGUCUCUCCUCUUCAGGUCACAGAAGUCCUACAAAGCAGCCGUACCUCUUAAAUGUCAUCCUUUGUGUUUGAACAAAUCCUAACAGGCUGUUGUUUUUUUCAAGCUUGGAAAAGAUGUUGCAUUAACUGUAUACAUUACAUUAAAAUGUGAGAGAUAAAGUAGUGUUCAAACUUUUGCUUUUUUUCUCAGAACUUGAAUAUGAUUUGUUUACAUAAAUAAAGCCAUGACUAAAGAGGAAAUGAUGAGAGGUUUCAUCAUUAAAUAUCGUAUGACCAGAUGUGGUUCCAGGAAAGGGGAACCGCCUUUCCUGGAACGACUGAGUUUAAAAUUAGGCUAAUUCCAUGUAAAUCCUUAAAUAAACUGAUGAGGCUGUGAAACGAGA